AUGGAAUUGACGCUGACCAAAAUGUCAGAGAUGACAAAGCUCCACCAAGCUGUGGCCACGGGGAACUACAAUUUAGUGAAAAAGAUUUUGAAGAAAGGUUUCUGUGACCCAAACUACAAGGACGUGGACUGGAAUGACCGAACCCCACUUCACUGGGCUGCGAUCAAAGGGCAUGUGGAGGUCAUGCAGCUCCUUAUAGAAUACGGAGCCAGGCCCUGCCUGGUAACUGAUGUGGGCUGGACGCCAGCUCACUUUGCAGCUGAGUCAGGCCAUCUGAAUGUGCUCAAAAUUCUCCAUGCAUUGCACGCUGCCGUCGACGCCCCUGACUUCUUUGGAGACACACCAAAGAGGAUUGCAGAGAUCUACGGGCAGAAAGCCUGUGUGGCAUUCCUGGAGAAGGCCGAGCCCGAGUGCCGGGACCACCGCCGCAUGGCCAGGCAGAAGGGGCUGCCGCUGGAUCAGCGGGACGAAGACUGGGACGCCAAGAAAAGGGAGCUGGAGCUGUCUCUUCCUUCCUCGAAUCAAAACACUAACAAGAAAAAGAAUAAGAAAAGUCGAGGCCCCACCAGGCUCAGCAAUACCAAAGAGAGAAGAUUUUGAGAAGGCUGGCGCCCGAGGGACUGGAACCUACGU
Molecule: messenger RNA, 633 nt
Organism: Diceros bicornis minor
Lineage: Eukaryota; Metazoa; Chordata; Mammalia; Perissodactyla; Rhinocerotidae
Gene: ANKRD66
Product: ankyrin repeat domain 66
Exons: 3
Coding region: 1-600 (199 amino acids)
Molecular function (GO): protein binding
Source: RefSeq, a predicted model, not a curated record